AUGCAGGAUAUCAUGUAUAAUGAUUUUCUGAAGAUAAUAUAUCAUAAUAGACGAAAGGAAGAAAGUAUUAAUUGGAUUUUACUCAAAACAACAAAGAUGUCUUCAGACAAUGAUUUAAUCGUAUUAUUUUCAUCAUUGGUUACAAAUAUACAUAAAUAUGUAGGAAAACAUUACGAAAAAAUCCAUGUUCAAUUUAUUUAA
Molecule: messenger RNA, 201 nt
Organism: Adineta ricciae
Lineage: Eukaryota; Metazoa; Rotifera; Eurotatoria; Adinetida; Adinetidae
Source: the annotation of a GenBank genome assembly